Habropoda laboriosa is the source of this 395-nucleotide messenger RNA. RefSeq names its product 60S ribosomal protein L30 (gene RpL30). Gene Ontology annotation, cellular component: cytosolic large ribosomal subunit. NCBI's taxonomy places the organism in Eukaryota, Metazoa, Arthropoda, Insecta, Hymenoptera, Apidae. The record is from RefSeq and is a predicted model, not a curated record. Gene Ontology annotation, molecular function: structural constituent of ribosome; RNA binding. Bases 63 to 395 code for a protein of 110 amino acids. The transcript is spliced from 5 exons.
UCGUGUUCCGUGUAAUUGCGCGUGUUGAAAAAGUAGUCAUUAGCUUUUAUUAAAUAGGAAAAAUGGUGGCUCAAAAGAAACAGAAAAAGUCCCAGGAGGGGAUUAACAGCAGGUUAGCUUUAGUUAUGAAGUCAGGAAAAUAUGUCUUAGGUUACAAGCAAACAUUGAAGUCCCUUCGACAAGGAAAAGCAAAAUUAGUCAUCAUUGCCAACAAUACUCCUCCUUUAAGGAAAUCGGAGAUAGAGUACUAUGCUAUGUUGGCAAAAACUGGUGUGCAUCAUUAUAUUGGUAAUAAUAUUGAAUUAGGUACUGCAUGUGGAAAAUAUUUCCGUGUAUGUACCCUUUCUAUUACAGAUCCUGGAAAUUCAGAUAUUAUAAAAUCUAUAUGUCACUAG